AUGGCAGCAGCUAUCGCGAGCGGGUUGAUCCGGCAGAAGCGGCAGGCGAGGGAGCAACACGCCCACCGACCGACGACCCACCGGCGGCGGAAGAGCCCCGGCAAGAAGCAGGGGCUGUGCAAAGGGGACCUGGUCGACAUCUUCUCCAAAGUCCGGAUCUUUGGCCUGAAGAAGAGGAGGCUACGGAGGCAAGAACCACAGCUGAAGGGCAUAGUAACCAGGUUGUUCUGCAGACAGGGCUUCUAUCUCCAGAUGGGCCAGGAUGGAAGUCUGGACGGGACCAAAGACGACAGCACCAACUCAUCUCUGUUUAACUUAAUUCCUGUGGGUCUGAGAGUCGUGGCCAUCCAAUCAGUCAAGACCGGCCUCUACAUCGCCAUGAAUGGGGAGGGUCACCUCUACUCGUCGGAACUGUUUACAGCAGAGUGUAAGUUUAAGGAGUCGGUGUUCGAGAACUACUAUGUGAUCUACAGCUCGAUGCUCUACAGACAGAAGGAGUCAGGCCGGGCCUGGUUUCUGGGCCUCAACAAGGAGGGACAGGCCAUGAAGGGGAACAGGGUGAAAAAGACCAAACCAGCUGCACACUUUCUGCCUAAACCUAUAGAAGUUGCGAUGUACAGAGAGCCUUCGUUGCACGACGUCGGGGAGGCGGUGCCUAAAAUCGCCGUGGGCCCGCCUUCCAAAAGCACAACCAGCGAACCGGUGGUCAUGAACGGAGGGAAACCAGUCAGCAAACCUGACAAGGAGGAAACAUAACCCCGCCCUUCUUUAUACCCCCUUCCUCCCCCUGACCAAUCAGAGACCCGGAAAGGACAGAAACUCUCCCCACUGCUGCACAAUCAAAAACUGCAUCUAAAGGUAAACGAGCAAACACGUUCUGACUGGUCAGCAGUGGGGCCGCUGGUCCCGCGCCCACCUCGGACGGAGCGCCGAGGGGGUCAGGAGGAUGAAGACCGUGGACCGGGCCGGAGGCGGUCAGAUGUUCUGACUCUAAGAGGCGAGACAAAUGACUUCUUAAAAAUAUAGACCAAGUGGAAAAUGUUGUCUUCACCGGUAUUUUUCUGUGACAAUCUGUAAGAAUGAGGCCCCUCCUUUUUUCUUUCCUUCAUGUUUUCUGUUGCCAGGUAUGCUUGCUUGCUGGUAGCCACACACACACACACACACACACACACACACACACAAAAACACACACACACGCACACGCACACGCACACACACACACACACACACACAUCGACCACAAGGCUUCGAUCUUUUGGUAAACACCGAACAGAUUUAAAAAAAUCAGAGGGUGCCUAGUCAGCAAACAAUUAAGGAGUAAUUGUUCCUCUAACGCUGGGCGCUCAUUUACAUAUUGUUGGAUCUGAAUGAUCCUGCAGAUUGCUUCAGCUUGCAGCCGCAAACACGUCCAUGUUCUUCAUUUAUACGUUUCUGGAGUCCAGUUUCAAGGAUCGCAUCUUAAUGCAUCCAAACAAAGUUCUAUCUCUAUUGUUUGCAGACACAUGGAAUAGCAUUUGAGCCCGACUGUGGCAGUAACAAGCACUUUAAACGCUCCUGCUGAAGCAACCUGCAGGAGCAUGAGCGAUCCACACUCCUGCAUGUGUGCAGGACAAUCCAAAUUACGGCGUGCCCCUGAACACCUCUGAGCUCAAAGCAAAGUGUUCCUUUACUUCCUGUUUGUUGAGCAGAAGUAUAACCCUGCACACACGGAGCACUCGUGAUUCAAGACACAUCUGUACAGGCACGAACAGAUAUUACAGUUAUUCCCCCUUCUUUGCAAUGAUUUCCACAUCGUGUAGCUCUAAAGAAGACAUCAGGCACGUCACGUCAGAAGUGAGUGUGUAGCAGAAGGAGUUCCCUGUUUGUAGCAUCACAGAUAGUGAGACAGAUACAGGAGGCGUGCUGGUGUGUGAGCAGCGUGGUAGCAGUCAGUGUUUACAUGGAGUAGCAGAUAUGGUAACAGAGGGAGGGUCAAACCUCCAGAGUAGUGAGAACAGCACUUCUUUUUUUCAGUUCGCUGCGCUUCGAAUAACGGUGAGAAUGAGGGUAACAGAGAACAGGGUAGACCACGUUAAAGCCACUACGUGUAAAUCCAAAUCUAAGAGUUCAGAAGUCUUAGGGAGAGAGGAGAGAGCCGAGGUAGUGGAAGAAACAUGAUCUCAGCGUCUUAAAGGACGAGGUGGAGCCUGUUUCAGUUUAUGCAUUUGCUGUCUGGACGUCACGUCUUCCACAUCAAACUCGUGAUGAUGCAACAGGUUGAAGGAGAAGAGUGACACAGCUAGCAUUUAGGGUAUUAUUAGCAUAGAAUGAAUAACAUGGAAAGAUGGAGACUAAGAUUGAUGACACAGAAGAUUUAGAAUCACACAUAGUGGCUUUAAAUCUGCACAGUAUCCUUUAAAUAAAGUAAGCUAAGAAAUUUCUCUUUAUUUUGCAAGAAACUAUCUAAACCAUUGAACUCAAACAGCUCACAUCGAUUUCAGUGUCACAUCAAGCCGUUAUCAAAUCAGACUGAUUCAUUUUUCCUUUCUUUUUCGAGACGUGGAGGACUACAAGGCGGAAAAUCAAAAUGUCUUGAGCUGAAAUGAAACCAAAUAGAUUCCCGUGCUUUGCCCUCUCACUGUGACCGUCAACAUGGCACCAACCUGUUCAACGUUCAGACUUCCUGUUCACCGCUUAGCUCCUUGAAAAGCUCCUCUGUCGUCCGUCGUUUCACUGAGGAGGUAUGAAAACUGUGACCCCACACAUGCACACACACAUCAGUGAUUAUAUUAACAGAAGCUGUGUGUCCCUUCUGCUCUCUCUUCAUCCUGGGUUUGAGUCAAAUAACCACUUUGUUCUCUGAUUAGAUUUAGGUAGCAAGAAUGACCUCCAGUAAACACACAUAAAAAAAACCAAGAAGACGAGACACAGCACCCCCCUCCACGCGUACAAAAACAAGGCUGCAUGAUUAAUCCUCACAGUGGCUCUGACUUUAAACGAGCUGCAUCUCGCCUCAGCAACAGGUGUGUGUCUGUGAAGCGCUGCUGCACACAGAGAAGACGUGUUUCUUGUCGCCCCGCUGUGUCGUACAAAAGAUGCUCUCCACAACUGAAGAGACAGUGAGAGUACGAGACAGCUGACAGCGCUUCUAAUUGGCAUCGCUCACAUGUUUGUCCCCUUCUCUGAUCUCAUUAGCUGUGUGCAAAUAUUCGUGACUGACCAGCUGGAACACGGUGAUUUAAAGUGUCUGUCUUUUGCAAAUACGCUGAAAGAACCAUGUCUUAAAGGAGCGAUUACAAAGAAGCAGAAAAAUGUCUGAUUGAAGAGAGAUCGGAUCAUUUUAGGUGUUUUUUUAAGGAGCUUUUAAACCUGGGCCUUUACUCCAGUAGAUUUCUUCAUCCAGCAGCUGCAUAUCAGGCUGUGAUGGCUGCAAUGUGAUAAUUCAGGGAGAGUGGACUCAAUCGAAGGAAGCCAACAGACUCCAUGAGUUAAAACUGUCUUUAUUUAUGGCAGAACACAAUCAAUCAAUCAAGCUUUAUUUAUAAAGCACCUUUCAUACAAGUUUUCAUACAGAGAUUGAAAAACAAGAAAAAAGCAGAAAUAAAAUAAUGGCAAAAUAUUCCACUUAUCCAAAAUCUAAAAUAGAUUUUGAAGUUGAGACUAAUGCACACCAAAAACAAUGAAAUAUAUGUAAUAAAAAAAAUGUAAAGCACCAAAAUAACAAUAAGAAUGUUAACUAAUGUAUUAAUUUAAAAAAAGGUAAGAAUAUUAAUUGAUAAUGAAUAAAGGCACUUUAAAUAUUAAU
Molecule: messenger RNA, 3784 nt
Organism: Notolabrus celidotus (New Zealand spotty)
Lineage: Eukaryota; Metazoa; Chordata; Actinopteri; Labriformes; Labridae
Product: fibroblast growth factor 14-like
Exons: 5
Coding region: 1-756 (251 amino acids)
Biological process (GO): positive regulation of cell population proliferation; fibroblast growth factor receptor signaling pathway; cell differentiation
Cellular component (GO): cytoplasm
Molecular function (GO): growth factor activity; fibroblast growth factor receptor binding
Source: RefSeq, a predicted model, not a curated record